AUGGAAGUGUACAUAUUGUCUCACGAUCCGUGGACCGUACAAGUCGUACAUGAACAUGCAGCCGAGAAGAUGAUAAGCGAUAUGUUACAGAAUACAAUAUGCGAUGUGCCAGAUGUCAUAACACUUGUCUGGGAAGAUGUGUUAUUGAAGACGGAUUCAUCCGAGGUCAUAAAGUUGCCUGCACCACCAACGGGUUUAUUUGAAAAAGCGGAAAUCUGUCGUUUUGAAUUAAAAAGUAUUGGAGCACUUUUGAUUACUGAUGCAGUUGCAGCUAAUCAUGACGCAUCGCAGGUUGCCCUCAAGAAUCUGUUGAUGUCUCUUUCAACAACGAUUUUUACUUGCUAUUCUGCAUUCGUAUCAUCACCCUCCUUCGCAAAAGUUUCCGAGAAGAGCUCUGUUCAGAUGUCAAACGAUGCUUCUCAGGCUGGAAACAAACACGAGGAAGAGAUAAAACUUCAAAGAGAACACUACAACUUGGUUAACAACGUCUUGACUAUGAUCAAAGGAAAA
Paraglomus brasilianum is the source of this 510-nucleotide messenger RNA. The record is from the annotation of a GenBank genome assembly. Lineage: Eukaryota; Fungi; Glomeromycota; Glomeromycetes; Paraglomerales; Paraglomeraceae.